Exophiala spinifera is the source of this 2283-nucleotide messenger RNA. Its product is annotated as catalase-peroxidase. Bases 1 to 2283 code for a protein of 760 amino acids. Gene Ontology annotation, biological process: cellular response to hydrogen peroxide; hydrogen peroxide catabolic process. Gene Ontology annotation, molecular function: heme binding; catalase activity. The record is from RefSeq and is a predicted model, not a curated record. NCBI's taxonomy places the organism in Eukaryota, Fungi, Ascomycota, Eurotiomycetes, Chaetothyriales, Herpotrichiellaceae. The transcript has a single exon. Gene Ontology annotation, cellular component: cytosol.
AUGGCAGAGUGUCCCGUCAAGCACGAUAACCGAAGGGCCAACGUCGCCGGCGGUGGUCAACGCAACCGCGACUGGUGGCCAGAGGGUCUCAGACUCAACAUCCUCCGCCAGAACAAUCCUGCCUCGACCCCCCUGGGCAAGGACUUUGACUAUGCCUCAGCCUUCAAGAGCCUCGAUUACGAUGCUGUCAAGAAAGAUUUACAUGCCUUGAUGACCGACUCGCAGGACUGGUGGCCCGCCGACCACGGUCAUUACGGUGGUCUCUUCAUCCGAAUGGCAUGGCACAGUGCUGGCACUUACCGUGUCAGCGACGGCCGUGGCGGUGGUGGCGCAGGCCAACAGAGAUUCGCUCCUCUCAACAGCUGGCCUGACAACGUGUCCCUCGACAAGGCUCGUCGGUUACUGUGGCCCAUCAAGCAGAAGUAUGGCAACAAGAUUUCAUGGGCUGACUUGAUGUUGCUCACCGGCAACGUCGCUUUGGAAUCCAUGGGUUGCAAGACAUUUGGUUUCGCCGGUGGUCGUCCAGACACAUUCGAAGCCGAUGAGGCCGUCUACUGGGGUGGUGAGACCACCUGGCUUGGUAACGACGUCCGUUACUCGGAUGGCAAGGCCGGCCUGUCUGAGGGCUCUCAUGGCGUCGUCGACGGCGACGAGCACAAGGAAAGUCACAAAGACAUUCACUCAAGAGAUCUCGAAUCUCCCCUUGCUGCUGCCCAUAUGGGUCUGAUCUACGUUAACCCAGAAGGUCCCGACGGUGUCCCAGAUCCUGUCGCCGCUGCCCGCGACAUCAGAACCACCUUCGGUCGUAUGGCCAUGGACGACGAGGAGACUGUUGCUCUGAUUGCUGGAGGUCACAGCUUUGGCAAGACCCACGGUGCUGCUCCUUCUGACAACGUUGGUCCUGAACCUGAAGCCACCGCCAUAGAGAACCAAGGUCUCGGAUGGCAGAACAAGUACGGCUCUGGCAAGGGUCCAGACACCAUCACGUCCGGAUUGGAAGUCAUCUGGACCAAGACCCCGAACAAGUUCAGCAAUGCCUACCUCGAAUACCUCUUCAAGUUUGAUUGGGAGCUCGAAAAGUCCCCUGCUGGUGCCAACCAAUGGGUGGCUAAGAACUCUGGUGAUAUUAUCCCUGACGCUUUCGACCCCAACAAGAAGCAUCCCGCAAGAAUGUUGACCACCGAUCUGUCUCUCCGCUUCGACCCAGCCUACGAGAAGAUCUCCCGUAGCUUCCUUGAGAACCCCGACAAGUUCCACGAUGCCUUCGCUCGUGCUUGGUUCAAGCUGCUCCAUCGUGACAUGGGUCCUCGAUCCCGCUGGCUCGGCCCUGAAAUUCCUUCCGAGAUCCUUCUCUGGGAAGACCCGAUUCCUCCAGUCGACCAUCCUCUCGUUGACGAAAGCGACAUUGCCUCGCUGAAGAAGGAAAUCCUUGCAACUGGCAUUGACAACACUAAGUUCAUUACAACCGCCUGGGCUUCCGCGUCCACCUACCGCAACAGCGAUAAGCGCGGUGGUGCCAAUGGUGCUCGCAUCCGUCUUGCUCCUCAGAAGGACUGGGAGAUCAACGACAAAUCAUCUCUCCAACAAGUCCUCAGUGCCCUUGAGAGCGUCCAGCAGAAGUUCAACGGCUCUGCAAGCGGUGGCAAGAAGGUCUCAUUGGCUGACUUAAUUGUUCUUGCUGGUGUCGCUGCCCUCGAGAAGGCGUCUGGCGCAUCUGUCCCAUUCACACCCGGCCGAACCGAUGCUUCACAAGAACAGACUGAUGUAGAAUCAUUUGCACACCUCGAGCCCCACCACGAUGGUUUCCGCAACUAUGGAAAGUCCACCCCUCGCGUCACCACCGAACAGUUCCUCGUUGACAAGGCUCACUUGCUCAACCUCAGUCCUCCGGAACUCACCGUGCUCGUCGGUGGUCUCCGUUCUCUGAACGCCAACUGGGAUGGCUCCAAGUAUGGUGUCUUCACCAACCGCCCUGGUCAAUUGUCUAAUGACUUCUUUGUCAACUUGCUCGACAUGAGCACUGCCUGGAAGUCGACAAGCUCUGACGGCGAAUACUUCGAGGGUGUGGACCGCAAGACUGGUCAGAAGAAGUGGAUUGCCACCCGCAACGAUCUCGUCUUUGGCUCCCAGGCCGAGCUCCGAGCCAUUGCUGAGGUCUAUGCUCAACCCGACAGUGCCGAGAAGUUUGUCAAGGACUUUAUUGCUGCUUGGGACAAGGUCAUGAUGGCCGACAGAUUCGAGGUCCAGGGCUCACAACCAGGAAAGGCCAGCGCCAGACUGUAA